This is a messenger RNA of Photinus pyralis (common eastern firefly), 2032 nucleotides long. RefSeq names its product cytochrome P450 4g15-like. Bases 606 to 2015 code for a protein of 469 amino acids. Gene Ontology annotation, molecular function: oxidoreductase activity, acting on paired donors, with incorporation or reduction of molecular oxygen; iron ion binding; monooxygenase activity. The transcript is spliced from 10 exons. NCBI's taxonomy places the organism in Eukaryota, Metazoa, Arthropoda, Insecta, Coleoptera, Lampyridae. The record is from RefSeq and is a predicted model, not a curated record.
CAACAGUCACCUCCAAACCAUCCGCUGCCCCGUGAUCCAAUUCCGACCCAGAGGCAGGCGCCUAGAGGUAGAAAAAGAGGCAGAAGUCGAAUGACUCAACCGCCGACGAAGAAGGGCAGACCAGAGCCCCAACCAAGAGUGGGUUCCAGUAAGGCUGGAGCACCGCGCAGUGGCUACGAAAGGCAACGAUCAUAGAUACCAAUAACCCUUUGGGUAGGCUAAGGGCUAACCAGGAGGAUAUGGUACAAAAUGACCUGGUCAAGGUUCUUAGGCGCUAUACUAGCACUCACGUGAGUAAAACGAUUCCCUUGAGUGGCUUGAAGAGGUGGUUGGCAACCUCCCACAGUUGUGGGAGGCCGCACACCUGAAGGCAGUGCAGGAAGACUGCCUUCCUAGGCUCCGCAAGGUCCCGUGGGCACAUGACGACCUGGUGGCGGCCAAGCAGCGUUUGGACGUGCAGAAUUCCUGGGAAAAGGUAAACAGAUGGGGUCUCUUCCAUACAUCCGCGAAGGAUCAAGUUCAAGAGAGGCUGAUCAUUUUCGGAAUUGAGGAAAAGGACACAAGAAGACCUCCCCGAUCGGCUUUGUUACUGGGGGAAAUUCAAGAUGUUGACCGAGUGGAAAAUCUUCGAAGUUACCAUGAUAGUUUUUCUUCUGUGGUGCAUUCGCUACUACUGGGGACGAAGAAGGCUGUACCAGAUGGCAAGACAAAGACCUGGGCCACUUGCGCUUCCACUGAUCGGUAGCGCUUUCUACCUCAUGAGGUCGCCAAAGGAUGCUUUCGACACUAUGUUUAAGUUCGCCAAGCAGUUCAAGUCACCGACCCCUGCAUGGUUAGGACCUAUGCUGUUCUUCAUGGUGUGGGAUCCGAAGAGCCUGAAGGUAAUUUUGAAUGACACUAACACGUUGGGCAAACAUAAUUUCUAUAAAUUCGUGGGAAAUUUGAUCGGACUUGGCUUGAUUAUGCACGAAGUUCCAAAAUGGCGAAGGCACAGGAGAACUAUCCUCCCAAUCUUCAAUCGAAAUAUCCUUAAGGCUUUCACGGACGUAUUCGCACGACACGCCCUGAUUUUGGCAGACGAGCUUGAAGAACGAAUUGGACAGCGUUCUUUUGAUAUCUAUCGUUAUUGUAGCGGGUGUGUCAAUGACUUUAUUUAUGAAACUGGAUUAGGAGUUAGGGGCCAAUCUCAGAGUUCCAAGGAGAACUACAUAAGUUGCCUUGACAGAGCCAAAAACAUCGUAUUCCUGCGUAUCAACAACAUCUUCUAUCACUCUGACUGGAUUUUUAACUUGAGCUCAUUAUCAAGAGAAUAUAAGAAGAUUUGUGAAUAUAUAUACACGCAUGUUCACAUGGCAAUACAACAGCAUAAUCACACCAAUUCGUCGAACACAUUUCUCCAAGCCCUCAUCGCCGCAACCAAAGAAGACCCCGAGUUUACCGAGAAAGACCUACAGGACGAGAUCAACGCCUUUGUAAUUGCUGGGAAGGACACCACAACCCUUACAAUGUGCUACACGCUGAUCAUGCUGGGAAUGCACCCCGACGUGCAGAAGAAGCUGUACGAUGCAGUGAUCGUGGGAGAUGAAGAUUUGCUCGAUCGGGUUCUACGCGAAACCUUGCGCAUCUUCCCGCCGGCGCCGUGCAUCUCCAGAAAGGUCGAUGCGGAUAUCGCUUUGGAUAGCUGCACGAUACCGGCGGGUUCGUCGGUUGCGAUUGCGAUCAUAGCCCUACAUCGCGAUCCCGAGGUGUGGCCGGAACCGCUAAAGUUUUAUCCCGAUCGAUUCUUGGGCGAGAGGGCGCGCGAACCUUACGAUUGGUUGCCAUUCUCUGGGGGUCCACGGAAUUGUGUCGGGCGUCAGUAUGCGUUUAUGGCGCUCAAGGUGAUCAUAUCAACCUUAGUAAAGAAGUACGAGUUUUCUACCGAGUAUAAGAGUGUUGAAGAUAUCAAGUUUAAACCGAAUUUAGUAUUGGAACCCGUGAAGGGAUUUCUAGUGUCUAUUAAUUUGAGGAAAUAACAUGUUUGUUAUGGUUU